AUGGCUCCUGUUGCUGUCACAGAAUCUACUCCAAUUGCUCCAACUGCGGCCAAGCUCAACGGAGCUGCCACGCACAACGGCGACAUGAACGGCACCAUCACCAACACUACUGGCCCAAGCUUGUUCGGUUCCAACACGUCGGCUGUACUUCACGGCGCGAAGGACCUUCGAAUCGAAGAGCGUCCUUACGCCGCACCUAUCGGUGACGAGGUGCAGAUCCGCGUUCGGGCUACCGGUCUCUGCGGUUCCGAUCUUCACUACUACCUCCACGGCCGCAAUGGCGACUUCGCACUUCAACACUCCAUGUGUCUCGGCCAUGAAUCUGCAGGAGAAAUCGUCGCUGUCGGUCCCAACGUCCCUGCUUCCCUCGGCCUUGCUGUCGGUGAUCGCGUAGCCAUCGAAGCAGGACGCUUCUGCGGUUCAUGCCUUAAAUGUCGCGAUGGACGCUACAACCUCUGCAAACAGAUGCGUUUCGCCUCGUCGGCUAAAACUCACCCUCAUCUCGAUGGAACGUUGCAAAAGUACAUGAACUGGCCAUCUUGGCUGGUGCACAAGCUACCAGCGAAUGUUUCGUUGACUUCGGCGGCGUUGUGCGAACCACUGAGUGUGGUGUUGCAGGGGAUCAGAAGGAGUCAGCUGCAACCAGGACAGAGCGUUCUGGUGUACGGAGCGGGUGCGGUCGGGUUGCUGGCUUGUGCAGCUGCCAAGGCGAGUGGUGCUAGCUUUGUUGCUGCGGUGGAUAUCGAUCAGGGAAGAUUGGCGUUUGCUGCUGCGAAUGGGUGGGCGGAUGCUACCUACCUGCUUCCUCGUGCUGCGCCCGCUGCAGUAGAUGGAGAGCAGACGAAUGUUGGUGCUCGUCGUGCGGCGGAAGACAAAGCGGCGAUCUCGUCGGCGAGUGCGUCUGCCGCAAGCCUGCUCAAAGCGCUUUCCUCUUCCGACCCUUCCUCUUCACAGCAGACAAGCUACGCUAUUCAACCAGCACCCCUCGACCUUUCCAGCGAAGGUUUCGACGUGGUGUUCGAAUGUACUGGUGUUCCAACCUGCGUUCAAACCGGCAUCUUUGCCACGAAAGCAGGAGGAAAAGUUGUUCUGAUCGGUAUGGGCAACCCCAUCCAAACCCUGCCCGUCGGAUCAGCCUCGCUCCGCGAAGUUGACAUCGUCGGCGUCUUCCGAUACGCCAACACCUACCCCGUCGCUCUUGGCCUGCUAGCCGGCGGAACGCUGCGUGCCCAAGGCGGCGGUCUCCAUGCCCAAGCUGUAGGUCUCCCCACCAACCUCGACACCAACGAAGGCCACGGCCCAGGAAGGAAGAUGGGCGGUAUCGAAAACCUCGUCUCUCACACUUUCCCCCUCAAGCACGCCAUAAAGGCUUUCGAAACCCUCGCCAACGGCAAAGAUCCCGAACACGGUCGAGGCGUCGUCAAGGUUUUCAUCACGGACGAUGACGCUUAA
Mycosarcoma maydis (corn smut) is the source of this 1452-nucleotide messenger RNA. RefSeq lists its product as uncharacterized. Gene Ontology annotation, biological process: D-sorbitol catabolic process. The transcript has a single exon. The coding region runs from base 1 to 1452 and encodes 483 amino acids. The record is from RefSeq and is a predicted model, not a curated record. NCBI's taxonomy places the organism in Eukaryota, Fungi, Basidiomycota, Ustilaginomycetes, Ustilaginales. Gene Ontology annotation, molecular function: zinc ion binding; L-iditol 2-dehydrogenase (NAD+) activity.